Molecule: messenger RNA, 1244 nt
Organism: Lutzomyia longipalpis
Lineage: Eukaryota; Metazoa; Arthropoda; Insecta; Diptera; Psychodidae
Gene: Polr2M
Exons: 3
Coding region: 56-1174 (372 amino acids)
Biological process (GO): transcription elongation by RNA polymerase II
Cellular component (GO): nucleus
Molecular function (GO): transcription elongation factor activity
Source: RefSeq, a predicted model, not a curated record
AAUCGCAGCAACUUCACGUUUAUUGUUAUUUUGUCCCACAAGAAAUUACGCGAAAAUGGAAAAUUCUGAGAAAAUGAAUGAAUUAGCGGCAAAGCUCACGCGUCCUGCGAAUAAAUCUGAAGGAAAUGUUGUGCCAAACUUGGAGAAGCUCACAAAACCCCAGCUGAUGGAGCUCCGAGAUCGCCAGGGGCUUCUGCUAAAAAACAAAAAUCGCCUCCAGAAACUUCCGGACAGAGGUAGAAAGAUCCAGGAGAUGUAUGAUCGCAUUGAAGAGCGCCUCCGGGAGGUGAAUCAAGUCGAUGAAGCCGCGAAAAUGUUCUCAGAGCUCAAUAUUGCUUCCCGUGGCCAGAGUGCCCUCACGAAUCUCGAAUGGACGGGUAAAUGUCACCCUCAGAGUGACUUUGUAGUGGAUAGUGAUGAUGAGGAAGCUCCAAACCCGCUAAAAGUCCUCGCACAGAGUAGAAAUACGGAGAAGAAGGUGAAAGUCGUGAAGGAAGUGCCUCUAAUCACUGAAGAAGACUUCCGGGAGAUUCAAUCAUUCUCCGGGGAAGCCCAGCAAGCUCAUCUUGUGGAAACGGAGCUCAAGAGCGAGGAGAAGUUGCGAAAAUUGCGCGAGAAAUACACAAAACCUCCACAAUCGGAUGAAUCUCGCAGCACAUCAUCCCUUUCCGGGAAUUCUGCUGCAGAUCUGGAGCCCCAUGCUCUGCUUCUGUGCGCCAAAGAGACCAUAACGCAGGUUAAGGAGAAAUUCAGACCCUAUCAGACUACAAAAAGCCACGUCCACAGCCCACAGAAGGAGAUAGAACGUGGUGGCAGGAAGAAAUGGGAUGUAACGGCAGCGACUCCGCCCCAGCUCACACAUCCGGGUGUUAAGAUGCUCUCCCUGCAGGAAUCCAUUGAGCUACAGAUGCGCAAGGAGGAGGAAGUUAAAGCUCUGGAGAAGAAGUAUGCUGAGCAGAAACUCCUGGAAAAGUCCCUGAAGAUGGUUUCCAGUAAUGUCCACGCCAAGGAUCUCAGUCAAUUCUUCAAGACCUACCGUGAAGUGCCUGAAUCCGAUUUAUCUGAUCUCUCCGAAUCCAGUGAAUCCCUGGAGCUGGAUAGCGAAGAUGAAGUGAAGGAUUUGGAUGCAGAGGAGCCCCGAGGAGGGGUUGUGGUGGUCAAUUUUUCCCACUAAAUUCCAUUUAUUUAUUUAGACAACAAAUUCUCUUUUUCUUUUCUCAAUAAACUCUCAAUUGAACAAAUUA